Microtus oregoni (creeping vole) is the source of this 3556-nucleotide messenger RNA. It is a transcript of the gene Dhfr, whose product is annotated as dihydrofolate reductase. Gene Ontology annotation, cellular component: mitochondrion. NCBI's taxonomy places the organism in Eukaryota, Metazoa, Chordata, Mammalia, Rodentia, Cricetidae. The transcript has 6 exons. Gene Ontology annotation, molecular function: NADP binding; dihydrofolate reductase activity. Bases 144 to 707 code for a protein of 187 amino acids. The record is from RefSeq and is a predicted model, not a curated record. Gene Ontology annotation, biological process: folic acid metabolic process; tetrahydrofolate biosynthetic process; glycine biosynthetic process.
CGAAUAGGCUGCGGGGCGGGACCUGGUGGGGGCGGAACCUUCGAUGCACAAGUCGCAAGCGGCGUCUAGUGGUCGCUAUUUUCGCGCCAAACUUGAGGGGAACCCUAGCGUGCAGGCUCUCUAGAAGCUGAUCGCCGCUUGUCAUGGUUCGAACGCUGAACUGCAUCGUCGCCGUGUCCCAGAAUAUGGGCAUCGGCAAGAACGGAGACCUGCCUUGGCCUCUGCUCAGGAACGAAUUCAAGUACUUCCAAAGAAUGACCACAACCUCCUCAGUAGAAGGUAAACAGAACCUGGUGAUUAUGGGCCGGAAAACCUGGUUCUCCAUUCCUGAGAAGAAUCGACCUUUAAAAGACAGAAUCAAUAUAGUUCUCAGCAGAGAGCUCAAGGAACCGCCACAAGGAGCUCAUUUUCUUGCCAAAAGUCUGGAUGAUGCCCUAAAACUUAUUGAACAACCAGAGUUAGCAAAUAAAGUAGACAUGAUUUGGAUAGUUGGAGGCAGUUCCGUUUACAAGGAAGCCAUGGAUCAGCCAGGCCAUCUCAGACUCUUCAUAACAAGGAUUAUGCAGGAAUUUGAAAGUGACACGUUCUUCCCAGAAAUUGAUUUGGGGAAAUACAAACUUCUCCCAGAAUACCCAGGGGUCCUUUCUGAAGUCCAGGAGGAAAAAGGCAUCAAGUAUAAAUUUGAAGUCUAUGAAAAGAAAGGCUAACAGAAAGAUGCUUGCUGGUUGACUUCAAGUUCUACUGCUUUCUUCCUAAAAUUAGCAUUUUUACGAGACCGUGGGACUUGUGUUGGCUUUAGAUCUAUGAGUAAUUCUUUAUUUAGGGAGGGGUAAUUCGGAGGAAGUGUUUGUUUUGCAGUGUUGGAAAUGGAACUAGGGCCCUGCAUGCUGGACACAUGUCCUGCUAAGCCAUGCCCCAGCCCCUGUAUAAUUCCAAACAAUGUUUUCAUUUCCAUUAAUCUAACCAGGUUAUAUUAAAUAUAUUUUAAGACACACCACUUGCUAUAAAAAUUUCAAUGCCCCUCUUAUGCCGCCUCAGGUGAGUACCCCAGUAGAUGCAGAGCAUAGUGUGCGUACAAGAGACCCCAAAGAUGUCGAGCCCCUGAGAGCACACUGUGGGGACUCAUAGAGCUAGGAGCUAGACAGACAAGUCCAAAGGGCAGAAAUGGGUUUUAGACAGCAGAGCUGGAACUCAGACUUUAAAAGAAAAUUAGAUCAAAGUAGAGACUGAAUUAUUCUGUGCACGUCACACUCUCGGCAAAGUUCUGUUCACUCAGACAGAAAACCAGUAAAUUGAGAGCUCCAUUGUGCUGCGUGGAGAUGGGAGCAGGUGGAAGAUUAUGUAAGGUCUAAAACAUUUAACUUCUCCGUUUCUCAUCUUCAGUAAGAUUCCAAGGGAUAUGGCAGUGACAGAACAAGAAUAGGCUGCUUCUACCAAAAGAAAAAGAGAGAAAAAAGCCUAGGUAAUAGCAAGCAUAAUAGCUCCUGUUAAGAAUCCAGAGAUAACGAACUGAGAAUGGAUAUUGCUUGAGAUGAAAAUUAGUAAGUUAGAAACUAAACUUUAUGAAAAUGAAGAGUUGAGAGUUAAAGAGGCUUUCCUGACAUCUCAGCAGGGCUUAUUUAUAUCAUCAGGUCAAAAAGAUAGUGUUUUCAGACCUGUAUUGUAAAUUAAUACAAUUUUUUUUAAAGAUUUUUUUUUAAUCUUUUACUUGUCAACUUCAUAUAUGGAAAUCCAAAUGCCCACUCCUACUCCCUCCACGACCUUCAUGUCCUCUUUUUUGUUUUCUGUGACCCACUGAAACCAGUUAAGGCUUUCUUUAUGUUCCUAGGUGUGGACCAUCCACUGGGGUAUGGGCAACCUCCAGUGGCCACACCCAGCAGCCAUCAGUUGCCAAUAGUUCUUCAGCUGUGGGUGGAGCCUCAUGGGCCUCUCCUAGCCAUGCUGUAGUAUUGACUGGAUCUAUCUGUAGAUCGCCAUAGCUGCUGUGAGCUUAUGAGUGCAAUGGCCAUGUCAUGUCGGAAGACAGCAUGAUGUUCCAGCACUCUUCCCAAUUUUUCAGGUCGUUCAUUCUGUCCACUGCUCUAACUCACCAUGACCUGAGCUGUAGUCGAGGUUGUCGGUAUAAACGGCCUUAUUCAGAACUGAAUAUUAAGCAAUCGUUUAUUCUCUCCAAUCUGAUCAUUUAUGAGUCCUGUGCUGACUGCUGACCACUACACAAAGGAACUUCUCUGACCAGAGUUAUAAGCAGCACUGAUCCAAGGUAUAAGCACAGAUACUUAGAAGGCACCUCAAAAAUGUAUCCAUUUAGCAAAGCAGCAGGAGUAGGUUCCCCCUCAGAGCCCAUUAAUUCCACAGCCAUGGGCAUUUGACCAGUUUUACAGUACCAUACAUAGGAAUUCUCUCCAGUGGAGUGGUCCCUCAGGUCCUAGAGAGCACUUGGUAACCACUGUGGUAGCCAUGCCAUUACCGUACCUGUACAUUAGUAUUGUAACGUGCACCGCCUACUGCUAGGUAAGUCCAUGAAUGACUUUUCUCCCCUGGUGGUAGGCGUCACAACUUCUGGCACUGUGAAAGCUAGCCAGUAAUGAGGAAGUUUGCAGCUCAGUUCCAGAUUGAUGUCUCUAUGUCCUGCAACUAUUGCUGUGUUGUCCUUCAGUAGUGGAGACAUAACCAUCUAGCUGUGCUGACCAGCCAAGAGCAAUGGUAAUAGCCUAUGUUGUUUAGGGAGCCUCUAUACCAAUUGCUCUGAGGAGAGAUCCCAUACCUUGCACUGAGAGUUUUAUUUAAUGACUUAUGUUUUCAUUUAAUAGCCAGUGUCUACUAGUGCAUAGGGUACCACCAAACUUUUUUUUUAGUUAUAAUUAUCUUACAAAGCAGUGGGGUGUUUUGUUUUCUCAUACGUCCUUAGUUUUAGUUAAGCCAUACUAUAGAUAGAGUCUUUUGAAUGUAAGUUAGUAAUCAAUUCAAAUUUAUAAUAUUCUACGUUUGGACCCAGAAAUACUACCUGAUAAUCAUGAACAAAUUUAUGAACUCAAGGAGCCAGAAGAGCAGCUGAGUCAGUUCCCAUAAAGCAUAGGAACUGAGUUUCUUGUGUAUCAGCUUCCUCUAAAAUUAAAACCUUUCUUGGAGGGAAGUUGUGUGAAACAAUAUGUUAUGGAGGAGGUAAGAGGAUAUACUAAGGGUGGGCAGAACAGUCCAUCCUGCUAAGAGGUUCCUUAAGUUCAGGAAGUAAGCAACUCAAAAGGGUUUAGGAAGUUCCUGAAACUGACCAGGUACACUAGGCCCCUCCCUUCCCAAGCAUAUAUGAGCAGUGAGUGAUUGCUGAGGGACACUGAGACAAGCUGGCUAUGUAGCACAGGUGAAGCCUCCUGGAAAAAGCAGAGGCCAGUGAUGCUGUCUGAACUACCUGGAAAGGGCACCCCAACCUGUUGAGCUGCUUGUAAACUACAGGUUUCCAGAUUUCAUGAGCUGUCACCCAUGCUGGUGUGGGCUUUUGGUGGUACAGUAAUCUGUGAGUCAUUGCUGCUUCUGUAAGUAACCCCAAUAAAAUUCAUUG